Messenger RNA from Cuscuta europaea, 2336 nucleotides. Lineage: Eukaryota; Viridiplantae; Streptophyta; Magnoliopsida; Solanales; Convolvulaceae. The record is from the annotation of a GenBank genome assembly.
UUGUGAUUUAAAUAUUAGGAGUUUAUUAGGAGUUUAGUUGCGGAUGCUGCAUCUUCAUCGUGGUCAACUCCUCCUUCAGCCACCGCACACUGCAUUUCUCCCCUUCCUGGAAAAGCCCCAAACAGCACGCACCUUUAUUUAUACAGAUUAAAUUUAAACUGUUCAUACUUAUUUUUUCAAUUCAAAGCUCAAUUUUUCGCGGGUUCCGGAUGGGUUCGGAGAUCGAGGUAGUUGAGGAGGGGGAUGUCAGAGAUCUAGAAUAUGCGGCGUCAACUACGUCAAAUAGCGGAGCCGUCUCCGGCUCGGUGAUGGAUGCGGAGAGCUUGAGGAACGAUGUUUACACGGCUGCAGCGUAUGGAGACAUGAAAAAACUGCAGAGAUUGGUCGAGCGCGAGGGGUGUUUGGUGUCGGAGCCAGAUGGCCUUGGCUACUAUGCGCUCCAGUGGGCCGCUCUUAACAACCACGUUGCCUCUGCACAGUACAUCAUUGAGCACGGAGGAGAUGUAAAUGCUGCAGAUCAUACUGGACAAACAGCUUUACACUGGAGUGCAGUUCGUGGUGCAGCCCAGGUUGCAGAGCUUUUACUCCAAGAAGGUGCUCGGUUAAAUGUGGCUGAUAUGUAUGGGUAUCAGGCAACACAUGUCGCUGCUCAAUAUGGUCAGACAGCUUUUCUUUAUUAUAUAGUUUCAAAGUGGAAUGCAGAUCCCGACUUUCCAGAUAAUGACGGGAGAAGCCCAUUACACUGGGCUGCGUAUAAGGGCUUUGCUGAUUGUAUACGUCUCUUGCUAUUCUUGGAUGCAUAUAGGGGACGACAGGAUAAAAUGGGAUGUACUCCUCUUCAUUGGGCCGCUUUCAAGGGUCACUUGGAAGCAUGUACAGUGUUAGUGCAGGCAGGGAAGAAGGAAGACCUUGUGGUGAUGGAUCAUACUGGCCUUACACCUGCCCAGCUUGCUUCCGAUAAAAAUCACCGACAAGUUGCUUUUUUCCUUGGAAAUGCUAGAAAGCUGUUUGAAAAACGUUGUGAUGGGAAUCACUGGCUCGGGAAACUGGCAAAAUUAGGGUUUGCUCCACUUCUAUGGUGUAUAAUUUUCCUGUUAAUUGUAACAUAUAUCCACUCGGUCAUCAUGGCGCCUGGCUUGCCAAAGUUAACUGCUGCUGGUGCUUUAUUCGCGUGGUUGGGUGUUUUCAUUUCAACAUCUGGAUUAGUUAUGUUUUAUAAAUGUAGCAGCAAUGAUCCAGGUUACAUAAGGGUGAGCUUGCGUGACUCGCAUGAUACAAAAGAUGAUGAACCAUUAUUGAAAGUUGAAGUUAACCACCCUGCUUUGGUUGCCGGAAACUGGUCUCAGCUUUGCUCUACGUGCAAGAUUGUCCGUCCUCUUCGUGCAAAACACUGUUCCACCUGUGAUCGUUGUGUGGAACAAUUUGAUCAUCAUUGCCCGUGGGUAUCUAACUGCAUUGGAAAGAAAAACAAAUGGGAUUUUUUCAUGUUUCUUGUUCUUGAGGUGUUGGCAAUGCUAAUAACUGGUGCAGUCACUCUUACCAGAAUCUUGACUGAUCCAUUGGCCCCAUCCUCUUUUGGUGCAUGGCUAAACCACACUGGUACUCAGCAUAUUGGUGCCAUAAUGUUUCUACUUGCAGAUUUUUUCCUGUGUUCUGGUGUCACUGUCUUAACCGUGACUCAAGCUUCUCAGAUUGCAUACAAUAUUACAACAAAUGAGAUGGCAAAUGCAAUGCGCUAUAGUUACCUCAGAGGGCCUGGUGGUCGGUUCAGAAAUGCUUAUGAUCAUGGAUGUAGGAAAAACUGUUCAGAUUUUCUGAUAAAUGGAUACAAUGAGGAUGUUGAGUACAGUGAAGAAUCACCUCAACCUGGAAGUAUUGGGAUUGUGCAAAUGGCUAUGAGUUGUACAGCCCUGCAGAAUGGGGUUAGCCAUUCUCAACAGACCAAUGGAGACGACCAUGUAGUGAUCAAUGUGAAUAACAGCAGUGGCUUUCAUAAUGACCCCCAUUCUUCUCAGUGUAAUACUCAUAAUAGUACUAGUAGCAGCAGCAGGAAAAACAAAACCGAAUGUGUACCAUUAGGAUUGGGCAUCGGCUUAGGAAAAAACAGUGAUGCCCGUGCUGUGGUUGUUCAUGAUUGAUUGAUGCACCAUCACUUUUUGUUCAGAGCGCCAUUUUGAAUACAUUUUUUCCUUUGGUAAUUCAAUGAGGUUUUACCCGUUUGCUCAUUUCUAUGUUCCCCAUGAUGGCCAGCUACAGAUGAGCUAAGUAGUUAUAUUAAUGAACCCACAUCAUGAACGCCUGCUUUUUUUUAUUCAAACUUUGGCUUAGGUGUUUAA